Molecule: messenger RNA, 5121 nt
Organism: Oncorhynchus gorbuscha (pink salmon)
Lineage: Eukaryota; Metazoa; Chordata; Actinopteri; Salmoniformes; Salmonidae
Product: polypyrimidine tract-binding protein 1-like
Exons: 14
Coding region: 1031-2692 (553 amino acids)
Biological process (GO): regulation of cell differentiation; regulation of RNA splicing; mRNA processing
Cellular component (GO): nucleus
Molecular function (GO): mRNA binding
Source: RefSeq, a predicted model, not a curated record
UAUAUCGUCCAAGAUACUGUGCUAUGGAUCUACUUUUUAGCAUUUAUUUCUGACUAAUCAACUCAUUUUCUCAUGCUCUCUUGUCUCUCUGCAGCAGACGUAUAGAGAGCAAUAUGUUUAGAACAUUAAAUCACAAUAAAACCAGCAGUAUCGAAUCCCAAUACAUAUCGAAUUGGCACCUACGUUUCGUGAUAAUACCGUAUCGUGACGUCCCUGGCAAUUCCCAGCUCUAGUCAACAAGGUGUUUGACUAGGUCUUCAGAUUAGGAUGAUUUAUAGAUGUAGCAGUGUGCUGUGCAGGAUUUACAAAUUGUAGCCCAGUUGUUUCUAAGGCUACAUUUAGUCCUGUCAUCUGGAUCAUUGGGGUCACACAGCCAUGCCCAGUGUUGCUGCAUCAGAAAUGAAAGAGUUCAAAGAAGCUAGCAUUAGAAGGCACACCUACAUCCAGUUUGGAUCUGGUAAUUGGAAUAUUCUGUUGCAAAGGUUGUGGUUUCAAAUCCCCUUACAGGUUAUUUUGUUUGUAUGGUAGUUGGCUAUUUAAACUGUGUUGUGAAACUGUGAAGGAGGCAUUCACAAACUAGUAGUAGAUACAAUUAAUGUUGCUUGUUUUGUUACAUUUCGCUACACGUCAAGUAAGUAAAGCACACAAUUCCCAGUCACUGGUAACCAGUUGCCAAGUUUAAAUCUCUUAAAAUGUUUGCAUCCGGUGUGGUGAGAACAUUGCUGUUGCUGUGGAAACGGUAUGGUCUAAUUAUUGGUUGUCUUUGGCAUUGUGGCUGGAAUAAUCUGGUAUUUUUGUGUUCCCUCUCUCUGGCUCCUCCAAGCCCUCUUCUCUCUUUAGGGACUUCUGUCUCAUCACUGAUUUACGUCAGUACAUGUCCCACUCACCUUUAGCCCCUCUAAUGCUGUACCACUCGUUUGAUGGUCUCAUCCCUCCCUUGAGACCCUUCCCAGGAAAAUAACAACUUUAAACACACACGUUGGAGCCCUGCAGUCUGUGGGCCGGGGCUAGCUAGCUUGAGCAAAAGCAGAUGUUUCUAGAUGGUGGAAGUUUGAACGAGUGCAGACACGCAGUGAGAGGAUCAGACAAGCUUUUCUCCUGCGCCUCAAACGUACCCAAUAUAAUGACCUGUGCCACAGCCAAUGGCAAUGACAGCAAGAAGUUCAAAGGUGACAUAAGGAGCCCGGGCAUCCCGUCGCGUGUAAUCCACAUGCGCAAGCUCCCCGACGACAUCAACGAGGCUGAGGUCAUCUCCCUGGGCCUGUCCUUUGGUAAAGUCACCAACCUGCUCAUGCUCAAAGGAAAAAACCAGGCCUUCGUAGAGAUGAACACGGAGGACGCGGCCCAGGCCAUGGUCAGCUAUUAUGCCUCUGUGACGCCCGUCAUCCGCAACCAUCCCAUCUUCCUGCAGUACUCCAACCACCAGGAGCUCAAGACUGACAACUCCCCCAACCAAGUGAGAGCCCAGGCGGCACUGCAGGCGGUGAACGUAUUGCAGACGGGGGGCAUGCCCAUGGCAGGGGUGGAUGCCUCGGCCGGCCUGAGCGGGGCCAGCCCCGUCCUGCGUGUCAUAGUGGAGAACCUCUUCUACCCCGUCACCCUAGAAGUGCUGCAUCAGAUCUUCUCCAAGUUCGGAGCGGUGCUGAAGAUCAUUACUUUCACCAAAAACAAUCAGUUCCAGGCCCUGCUGCAGUACUCUGACGGCCUGACUGCUCAGCACACGAAACUUUCUUUAGAUGGGCAGAACAUCUACAACGCCUGCUGCACCCUCCGCAUCAACUUCUCCAAGCUGACCAGCCUGAAUGUGAAGUACAACAAUGACAAGAGCCGGGACUACACGCGUCCCGACCUGCCCACGGGGGACAGCCAUCCCUCAAUCGACCACCAGGCUAUGGCUGCAGCCUUCGGUGAGUACUAUGGUCCUCCCGGGAUUAUCUCGGCCAACCCAUAUGCGGGAGCUCACGCCUUCCCCCCAGCCUUCACCAUUCAGCAAGCUGCAGGCCUGACGAUGCAGGGGGUUCCUGGAGGCCUGGCCCAUCUGACCAUGUCUGGGGCUGCAGCGGCUGCAGGCAGAAUGGGCUUCCAACAACUCACCGGUGGCAACUGUGUUCUGCUGCUCAGUAACCUCAACCCAGAGAGAGUUACGCCCCAAUGCCUCUUUAUUCUUUUCGGUGUAUAUGGUGAUGUAAUGAGAGUGAAGAUCCUGUUCAACAAGAAGGAGAACGCUCUGAUCCAGAUGUCUGAUGGGACUCAGGCGCAGCUAGCAAUGAGCCACCUGAAUGGCCAGAGGCUACACGGGACAGCGCUGCGAGUCACCCUGUCCAAACACACCAACGUUCAGCUGCCCCGUGAGGGCCAUGAGGACCAGGGCCUGACAAAGGACUACAGCAACUCCCCUCUGCACCGCUUCAAGAAGCCCGGCUCCAAGAACUACUCAAACAUAUUCCCUCCCUCAGUCACCCUGCACCUCUCAAACAUCCCUCCCUCUGUGGUUGAGGAUGACCUUAAGAUGCUGUUUGCGAGCUCUGGUGCAAUGGUCAAGGCCUUCAAGUUCUUCCAGAAAGACCGCAAGAUGGCUUUGGUCCAGAUGGACUCAGUGGAGGAGGCCAUAGAGUCCCUUAUCAAGUUCCACAAUCACGACCUGGGCGAGAACCACCACCUGAGGGUGUCCUUCUCCAAAUCUACAAUCUGAGGGGGCAGCCCAAAACGCUACUGCUAACGGGCCAUAGUGAGUUGUGGUGACUCGGCUCUUCAUAGUAGCCUCAACCACAGAAUUCACUUACAUCAUUCCUAGUAUAUGAUAUUUAUAUACACAAAGCUAUAUACAUUCACCUAUGGAAAAAGUAAUUUAACACCUGGUUUUACUGGGGUUUUACGUUCUUAGUUUUCUAUUAUCUUGCCUUUUUGAGGUGAAUGAAUUCCUUGCUCUGUCUCUGCACAGGCACAAGUAGUUUACACUUGCCUUUCUGAGUCUGACUAAAGACACUCACCUAGCCUAAACUUCAGCCUACUGGAAAGUUCCAUUUGCCUUUGGGGUCCUGUACCACUAGGCACUGAGGUACUUCUGUGAUGCCUCAUGUCCUCUUUGCCUUCUGAUGUUUUCUGUGCCUUACUAAAGAAGUCUUACGUCCUUCAAAUUUAUAUUUUGGGCAUUUUACAAGAUAAUUGAUUUGGCCAUCUUCCCCUCUCAAACCCUUUGUUUGCAAAGACCAGGUUUACAGCUGAUUUUAUGGGUUUACCAUUUUGUAUGAAAUGUAUUACAAGGUUGUCCAUUUCUCCCCCCCAUAUAUCAUGAAGGUGUCCUUUUUUAAAUAUUCUUUUUAACUUGUUUUAAAGCGCCCUCUUGUUUUAAAAGUUGAGAACUAGUUGCAAGAUUCAAUCCACAAUGCUAUAUAUACACGCCGGUACAAUGGGUUAUGUGAUUCAUAUUCCUAUUCUUGUUUAAUGUAUCUCUAGAUGUAGGUUGUUUAGAAUUUUCUGAAAUGUAUGCAAUCAUUUUUGUACAAAUCCAAUAUUGGCCACAAUUGUUAUUCCAAUAUACUGUUGGUUGUAGACAGGUCUUGGUCAGUGGUUGCCUUAACCACUGUGCCUUUGCAAAAGGUCUAUUGGCGGAGCUUUCCUGAUAAAAGUGUAUUGUUUAUGAUUUUUGUCCUAAUUGCUUGCCUCCCUCUGAUGCAGUGACUGUUUGAUUUAGUACAUUUGUACAACUUCUGUCAUACACUUCAGCUCAAAACCAAAUGAGGCUUUUUUGCAAGUUAUUGUAGCUAACAUGAGACUCACAGCUUUAUUCAUAGUUCAUUACCAGUGUGGGAGUCUGCCUGCACAUUGUUGCACAUUUACAAGGCUCUUUUGAGUCUUACACAUAUGCAGACUAUUUGCGACUGCUGCUGUGAUCUGUGAAUUAAGCUGCUCAGUUCGUCAUUCAUCUUGGCAUUAAACUGUCAUAUCGUUUACAAUUGCGUCUAAGAACAAAUGAUGGUCAUUUUACAUGUUAAGAAAUGUGUGAAUAUUUUCAAAAGUCUGUCACUCAUAAGUGUUCACAAAGGCCUUCUCAUGAGGGGUUAGUAGACUUGUGUUACAGGGCUGUAAACUUACUUCAUUCAGUCAAUGCUAAAAGCGGCUAUACUGCACCCUCUCUGUCAUGGUAGUCUAGGAACUGGACUCGUCUGGACAACGUGCCUCUCAAUUUGAGAUCCAUUUAGCAAUUUUUGGACAGGUGCUUUUCAAACAUUGGGGUGUUUUUUUUUGGUCUGUUUAGUUGUAAUGAAUGUAUGUUGUUUCUGGCUUACAAGCCCUCAGACUUGUAGGAAUUGCACACGUCAGACAACUACACGUCAGCAGUGACGCUAUACGCUGGCUACAUUGAUGGACACGUUGUAGACCACUUAUGAAUAGUUAUUUGAAAGGUCGGUAUUAAUACAUAUUUCACUUGUGCAUCAUUUUCUGUUGGAAAUGUUGAGUAAGUGGUUCUUUUAGUUUUUCACAAUUUAGUUGUGCAUCAACUCCUCAGUUUCUCCCAAUGUUGACCUGGUGCAAAAGCAAUAAUAGAAUUUUGGCGUCAUAGGGCUCAACCAUUUUGUUCAAUCACUUGAGGUUCCUUGACCAUAUCAGUUUAUUACAUGCUAACCUAUGCAUGGACUCCAAUGUAGAAGAAUCACAAUUUAUAGACAAGUCAACCUGACUUAAGGAUAAGUGACACUUGCUUCUAUCAAUAUGUAGCAUGUGUUGACAAUAAAGCCCUUUUACGUACUUUGCAUACCCCAGGCCAUAGCAAGAGUGGGUUUACCAAUUAUGCAAAAUUGCAAAGCAUUUAAAAUAAUUACAACCUCGAUCACUUAAUAUGGCAGAUUUUCUUCAAGGUGAUGUUGCUUGCUGGGGGGGUUGGGAUGAAAAGCUGUGUAUAAUGAUUUUCUUUUUUUUUUGUACCACAGAAAGUAUCUAUUCAGAAGCAAUAUAGGUUUUAUAUCAAUGAAACAUUAAUAUUUUGAUUAAGUGUCAUAGAAAACAAAUGACAUUUGUUUUGUAACACAAAUGUAAAUUAUUUUGUCAUUGUGUAGUGUUCUGUAUAGCUCACACUUUCCUGGUUCUUGUGCCUUCAAUAAAUAUUUUCUCUGCUUUUUA